AUGGCAGAACCACACAACACCCCGUAUCCGCCCUCAACACCCCAAUGCCAGACACCUCGCUCCUCUUCACCGCAACAACUUUCUUCGACCCUCGUGAUCCAUCCAGGCCAAAACAUCACAUUCCCAGGCCUAACCCCAGCAACGGCACCGCCCGCAACCACUAAUGGCAGUCAUGCAAGGCCCAAGGUGCUUCACAUCGGCGACCCGAUCAAGUACAACCCGGACACCUACGCCGCCUUCUCGGCGCAAUGCGAAAUCAUCCGCCCCACGACGCCCGAGCGCCAACGCCCCGCCUUCGCCGCGGCACUCCGGGACGGCAAGUGGGGCGACUUCUCCGCCGUGUUCCGGCCGUUCUGGGGCACUGGCGGCGAGAUGGGCAAGUGGGAUGCCGAGCUAGUGUCGCUGCUGCCCGCGAGCUGUCGGGUGUUUGCGAGCGCGGGUGCUGGUUUCGAUUGGGCCGAUACACAGCUUCUCGGUGAACGGGGAGUCAUCUAUUGCAACUCUGGACUCGCCGCCGCGGAAGCUGUAGCAGAUUUCGCCGUCGCCCUCGUCAUCUCAACCUUUCGACACCUUCCGUGGUGCAUGAGCGCCGUCUCUGACCCCGUCGCCUUCCAAGACUGCCACGGCCGCGCCACGGCCGUCUCACACACCCUCCGCGGUCGCGUGCUCGGUCUUGUCGGCAUGGGAAACAUUGGCCAGCAGAUCGCCCAGCGACUCGGCCUCGGCUUCGGUAUGGACGUGCACUACUUCGACGUAUUCCGCAAAGACGCCGCUGUCGAGACGCAGUUUGACGCGACAUUCCACGAGACUCUCGAGUCUCUGCUCAACAUCUCAGACUGCGUAGUGUUGUGCACGCCCGCGGGUGGUAAGAUCAUCACGGCUGAGUCUCUGGCCUGGUUCAAGCCUGGUUCGCGGUUCGUGAACAUCGCGAGGGGAACCCUUGUGGAUGAGGAAGCGUUGGCCGACGCGCUGGAGUCUGGGCAGAUUGGAACCGUUGCGUUGGAUGUGCAUGACGAUGAGCCAAGGCCUCAUCCGCGGCUGCUGAAGCUGGCUGGGACCAAGGCCAUGUUGACUUGUCAUAACGCCGGCGGUACGGUCGAGACGCAUAAGGGUUUUGAGGAGCUGAGUAUGAGGAACAUCAUGGCUGUGCUGGGUGGUGAAAAGCCAAUCACCCCAGUAAACUUGCAUCAUCUUAAACAGUGA
Molecule: messenger RNA, 1203 nt
Organism: Colletotrichum spaethianum
Lineage: Eukaryota; Fungi; Ascomycota; Sordariomycetes; Glomerellales; Glomerellaceae
Product: glyoxylate reductase
Exons: 2
Coding region: 1-1203 (400 amino acids)
Cellular component (GO): cytosol
Molecular function (GO): glyoxylate reductase (NADPH) activity; NAD binding; hydroxypyruvate reductase [NAD(P)H] activity
Source: RefSeq, a predicted model, not a curated record